UCGCCCUUUAUCAGUGUCCUCAGUGAGACUUGAGCUGCUGAGACGACGGAAGUCCCAAGAGCCUUCAAGGUCAUUCCAGACGCCCCCUCACUGACCCUCCAAGAGCCUGUUGCCCCUUCUCUGCCUUUGCAACUCUUGGCUGGAGUCUCAGCAUGGCAGACGAAAGCAGCGAUGCGGCCGGGGACUCGCGCCCCGCGCCUGCUCCCGUCCGCCGCCGCUCCUCCGCCAACUACCGCGCCUAUGCAACCGAGCCGCAUGCCAAGAAAAAGUCUAAGAUCUCCGCCUCGAGAAAACUGCAGCUGAAGACCCUGAUGCUGCAGAUAGCGAAGCAGGAGCUGGAGCGCGAGGCGGAGGAGCGGCGUGGAGAGAAGGGACGCGCUCUGAGCACGCGGUGCCAGCCUCUGGAGUUAUCCGGGCUGGGCUUCGAGGAGCUGCAGGACUUGUGCCGACAGCUCCAUGCCCGCGUGGACAAGGUGGAUGAGGAGAGAUAUGAUGUGGAGGCAAAAGUCACCAAGAACAUCACGGAGAUUGCAGAUCUGACCCAGAAGAUCUUUGACCUUCGGGGCAAGUUCAAGCGGCCCACCCUGCGGAGAGUGCGGAUUUCUGCGGAUGCCAUGAUGCAGGCGCUGCUGGGAACGAGGGCUAAGGAAUCCUUAGACCUGCGGGCCCACCUCAAGCAGGUGAAGAAGGAGGACACAGAGAAGGAAAACCGGGAGGUGGGAGACUGGCGCAAGAACAUCGACGCGCUGAGUGGAAUGGAAGGCCGCAAGAAAAAGUUUGAGGGCUGAGCCGGCUUUCCCACCGCCAGGGCCCUGAGGAUGACCCUGAGAAAUAAAGCUUCUCUCUCAGCUGGGA
Molecule: messenger RNA, 855 nt
Organism: Hipposideros armiger (great roundleaf bat)
Lineage: Eukaryota; Metazoa; Chordata; Mammalia; Chiroptera; Hipposideridae
Gene: TNNI3
Product: troponin I3, cardiac type
Exons: 8
Coding region: 153-788 (211 amino acids)
Biological process (GO): cardiac muscle contraction; skeletal muscle contraction
Cellular component (GO): troponin complex
Source: RefSeq, a predicted model, not a curated record